This is a messenger RNA of Frankliniella occidentalis (western flower thrips), 1339 nucleotides long. RefSeq lists its product as uncharacterized. Lineage: Eukaryota; Metazoa; Arthropoda; Insecta; Thysanoptera; Thripidae. The transcript has 4 exons. The record is from RefSeq and is a predicted model, not a curated record. Bases 1 to 975 code for a protein of 324 amino acids.
AUGGCCCGGAAGGUUCUGGGCUGCCUAUUUCUGGCCCUUGUGGCCGCCAACGCCCAGUAUGCGCCCCCUAGGUUAGCUCCAGCACCUCCACCAGCCCCCGAGCCUCUACCACUCCCCGAACCUGUCGUUAACUCGGCACCGUACGGACCCCCACAGAUCCAGCAGCAGUCGCUGUCCCCCGCGUUCGCUCCCGCCCCCGUUCCCGACCCCCAGUACGGGCCCCCGCAGAUCCAACAGCAGUCGCUGUCCCCAGCAUUCGCCCCCGCCCCAGUUCCCGACCCCCAGUACGGGCCCCCGCAGAUCCAGCAGCAGUCGCUGUCCCCCGCGUUCGCUCCCGCCCCUGCUCCUGCCCCCCUUCCCGACUCCCAGUACGGGCCCCCGCAGAUCCAACAGCAGUCGCUGUCCCCAGCAUUCGCCCCAGCCCCUGUUCCUGAUCCCCAGUACGGCCCCCCGCAGAUCCAGCAGCAGUCGCUGGCAUCGCCAGUCCCACCGCCUCCUGCGCCAUCUCCGUUACCCCUUCCUGAUCCUGUUGUAGUUUCCGCCCCCGUUGUCCUUCCGCCAGCCUUCGCCCCCACCCCCAACUAUGUGCCUGCGGAACGCUACGGCCCUCCUGCUGGUUUCUCGCCUAGCCAACCCUCGGCCGGCCCCGCCCCCGCCGCUGCAGCUCCACCGCCGCCGCCCGCGCCCUUGCCGCUGCCAGCGCCCCAGCAGUAUCAGUAUCAAUACCAGUACUCGUACUCGAUGCCCGCCGGUGGGGCGGCAGCCGCUCCCGCCGCGGCGCCGGCCAGUUCGUUCGCCCCGACGAGCCCGUUGGAGGCCUCCGGCUACUCGCCCUUCUCGACCUCGGCGUCAGCGGCGACUGCGGCGACUGCGGACGCGCCCCUUGUGCCGCCCUCUCCUGUGACCACGCCGUUGGAGAUCCCGACGCAGUUUGUGAGUGGCCUCUCCGCCGCCCCUGCAGGGCCGUACCCUUAGUGGCCCCGUCGCCGCCGAGGGUGGCCAUCCCUCGAGUGAGGCCAUUCCUACUCUGUCGCCUACUCAACCGAGCAGCCCCGGUGCGGCAGACUCAUCGUGGCGACAGGAACUAGUCAUCAAAGCCAAUUUCGCUUAUUUACAUGUAUUAUCGUGUUUUUUUUUAUUAUUUUUUUGUAAUCAUCAAUCGCCGUACAUCUUCUACAUAUUAUGUAUCUUUAUAGAACAUCUGGCAGUUGAGGCCGUAGUAUAGACAUCACUUUAAUAAGAAACUAGAAUAAAACGACCGGUUUGAAGUGGGUGUUUCACACGAAAUGUUAAUCGACCGUCAGCGCGAUGUGAAAUAAAGAAUGUGGUAUAAACAGUA